CAGAUGCUAGGAUCAAUUCUUGCUAGCGGCACGCUAUAUCUUAUGUUCGAUGUAGAUGAGGAUGCAUAUUUUGGAACAGUGCCAGUCGGAACCACAGGUCAAUCACUUAUGAUGGAGUUUAUCACCUCCUUCAUGUUGAUGUUCGUCAUAUCUGGUGUUGCCACAGAUAACAGAUCAAUUGGAGAAUUAGCUGGAAUUGCCAUUGGAAUGACAAUACUUCUCAAUGUUUUCAUAGCUGGCCCAGUAUCCGGGGGGUCAAUGAAUCCUGCAAGAAGCAUAGGACCAGCUCUUAUCAUGCAAAAAUACACUGGACUAUGGAUAUAUGUAGUUGGACCUCUCUUGGGAACCAUUGUAGGAGGUUUUGCAUAUAAUUUGAUUCGAUUGACAGACAAACCACUCCGCGAGAUAACAAAGAGUGGAUCUUUCCUCGGCAACAUUGCCAAAAAAUAAUCAUUAGGCUUUUUUUAUCAUCACUUUCAUCAAUCACUUCCCUUAGCCCGGUGCUUACAAACAUUUGAUGCUGCAUGUGGCUUAUAUUGAAUGGGAAAAUGUAAAAAUUAAAAAAGAAAAGAGAAGAAGAAGAAGAAGAUAAACACCGACAGAAAAAUAUUAAUAGUUGUUUAAGUUGACGAUAUGAACUAAAUAUUGUGGACGUCAUGUAUAAGGUG
Molecule: messenger RNA, 668 nt
Organism: Camellia sinensis
Lineage: Eukaryota; Viridiplantae; Streptophyta; Magnoliopsida; Ericales; Theaceae
Source: RefSeq, a predicted model, not a curated record